Molecule: messenger RNA, 3823 nt
Organism: Oncorhynchus masou masou (cherry salmon)
Lineage: Eukaryota; Metazoa; Chordata; Actinopteri; Salmoniformes; Salmonidae
Product: integrin alpha-4-like
Exons: 28
Coding region: 260-3331 (1023 amino acids)
Biological process (GO): cell adhesion mediated by integrin; integrin-mediated signaling pathway; cell-cell adhesion
Cellular component (GO): external side of plasma membrane; integrin complex
Molecular function (GO): integrin binding
Source: RefSeq, a predicted model, not a curated record
CGGAAUUUAGUCAUGAGCCUAACGAUGUGAGGUUGCGCACAGGCAGAACGACCGACGCAUGAAGAAGCGCAACAGGAGUUGAGCGCGCCCAGUCUCUAUUCAACUCUAUCCAAAUACAAUUCUAAAGUUGGUAUUGGGAUGUACGACUUUUCUCUGUUUCCGUGGAUUUGAAUAAACGACGUUUUUAUUUAAUUUUGUUUUCAUCUGCCUUCACUUGUAAUCUCUUCGUGUUGGAAAAGUUGGUAUUUGUUUUACAAAAAUGGAGCGAAAAACGCCGGGCAAUCUUUCUUGCUGUUGGAGCUUUCUUCUCGCGUACUUCUGGUGCUGUAAUCUCACCGAGUGUUACAAUUUGGAUGUAGACCACCCCAUUAGUUUCAGUGGACCAAAUGGAUCUUUAUUUGGAUAUUCUGUAUUGUUACACAAGAACCAGAAAAACACAUGGUUAUUAGUCGGAGCUCCAGUUGCGAACUCAUCUUCCUACCCAGCCGUAAAAAAACCAGGAGCAAUUUAUAAGUGCAGCAUCUCGGACAAGAGAGAAUGUCAACAAAUAUCAACAGGUGUGGACAGUUGUGGGAAGACAUGCUUCUCUGAGAGUGACAACCAGUGGCUCGGAGUCAGCCUGUCCAGACAGCCUCGUGAUGGCCAUGUAUUGGCAUGUGGGCAUCGUUGGAAGAAUGUGUUCUAUUCCAGGAAAGAAAACCAGAACAAGCUGCCUCAUGGUGUCUGUUACAGAUACGAGGCUGACCUCAAACAGUCUCAACCACUCAUCCCAUGCUACAAAGAUCACCAACGGAAGUUUGGUGAGGACUAUGGAUCAUGCCAAGCAGGGAUAUCCAACUUUCUGACUGAGGACUUGAUAAUUAUGGGAGCCCCAGGGACAUCGUACUGGACUGGAUCUGUCCUGGUCUACAACACCUCCAGCAGGGUCCUGUCUGCCUAUGUGGAUGACAGCAGCACUGUCCUCUAUGGCAGUUACCUGGGCUACUCGGUUGGGGCCGGCCACUUCCUCCACCCUGACUCCACAGAGAUUGUAGGCGGUGCGCCCCAGCACGGGCAGACUGGUAAGGCCUACCUAUUCAGAGCUGAAGAAAACAUGCUGAAGAUAAUCAGUGAAGUCAAGGGCAGCAAGCUCGGCUCGUAUUUUGGUGCCAGUGUGUGUGCUGUGGACCUGAAUGGAGAUGGCCUGUCUGAUCUACUGGUAGGAUCUCCCAUGUACAGCACCGUGAGAGAGGAAGGACAAGUCCAUGUCUAUAUAAACCAAGGAGCCGCUAAUAUGAAGGAAGCAGAGUUUCAGUUGGUGGGAAGCAACUCGUAUGCUGCCAGAUUUGGGGAGACCAUAACUGAUCUGGGAGAUAUUGAUGAUGAUGGCUUUGCUGAUGUGGCAGUGGGAGCUCCGCAGGAAGAAGAGCUGCGUGGGGCUAUAUAUAUCUACAAUGGGAGGAAAACAGGGAUCUCUCAGACCUUCUCUCAAAGGAUCACUGGCUCUGUUCUGGGUAAUGAGUUAAAGAUGUUCGGCCAGUCUGUGUCAGGAGGCAUCGAUGUUGAUGAAAACGGUUACCAAGAUGUAGCAGUAGGGGCCUUCCUCUCAGACUCAGCUGUUGUUCUGAGGACUCGUCCAGUAAUAGUGGUAGAAGCCUUCAUGCCCCUGCCUGUCAGUGUGGACCGCUAUGUAGCGCUGUGUUCUGACAACGGUCUUCCUGCUGUCUGUAUCAAUGCUACAGUCUGCUUCAGGGUCCAUGCUCGACACUUCACCUCUUCAAUAGUGCUCCAGUAUAAUCUGACAGCAGACACGCAGCACAAGGAGUCCUUCCCCUCACGUUUCCAUUUCCACGGAAACGGGACGUCCAACACUACAACAGGGCGGGUCAAGACCAGACAUGACCACCUGACCUGCGUCCCCCACCAGGCCUUCAUAAGGAAAGAUGUCCAAGAUAUAUUCACACCCAUCCAUUUUGAGGUUUCGUACACUCUCAGAGAGCACACUGUCCAUAACGGAGGAUCCACUUUCCCUGCUCUGAAACCCAUACUGCAGCAGAGAGGGGGGCACGGUAACCUGGUGGCCAAUAAGACAGAGUUUGCUCGGUACUGUUCAUUGGCCAACUGCUCAACCAAUCUGCAGGUCUCUGCUCAACUGGUGUUACCACAGAGACACAACAACAUGCCGUACUUUGCACUUGGCAAUGGGAAGACCAUCAUGUUGAACACAACCCUGGUGAACACAGGAGAUGAUGCAUUCCUCCCCAGACUCCAGCUUCGAUUCCCCAGUAACCUGCACUACAUCAAAGUGCUUGACGCAGAGGACAAGUUUGUGAGCUGUGACAUUUCAGAGGAGAACAAGACAAUAGUAGGAGUGGAUUGCAGUGUGGGAAACCUAUACCUCAGCUCUGGGGCCAAGGUCAAUAUCAGUUUUCUGUUGGAUGUGAACCAGAGUAGUAGUGUUGGUGACGUUAGCAUCUCCAUCAACGCUAGUGGGGACAAUUAUGAAAACGAGGAUCUUCUGCAUGACAACUCUGCCACUCUGAUGUUACCACUGAGAUAUGGAGUAGAUGUCAACAUUCAUGGGUUUAUGACUCCAACAUCCUUUGUAUUUGGUGACCAGGCACCUAUUCCAGUUGAUUGCUACACAGAGACAUUCAACUACACUUACAAGGUUGUCAAUAUUGGUCCAAGCAAAUCUCUCAACACGAUAGUGGAGAUUGAUAUUCCCAAGAUCCUGUCACCAUAUCCAUACAGAUUACUCCACGUCACAGACUUCCAUACGUCUCUUGGAGAAUGUUCCAUUCGAAACGACUCCAUUGCGGUGGAGGAUGACUGUGAGGUGCCACAGUCCUCUUUCAUCAAAGAACUGGUCUUCUUCUUCUCCAAAACCAGCAAACGCAAAAUGUUCUGUGCCCAUGGUGAUGACCUGUGCCUGACCCUGGAGUGUAGACUAGGAGAUAUGGACGUUGGGAAAGAAGCCACCAUUCACAUGGAAGUGAAGCUGAAUCCUACCGUUCUACAGCUCUCACCUGGACGUCAUGGAGUGAUGCUGAUGGAGAGUACUGGCAUCAUCACAUCACCAAGGGAGGACCCUCAAACCAUCAUCCUACAGAAGAUCCCUAUCGCUCAGGUUGUGUUGGAGGCCCACUUCAGCCAGAAGCCUCAGGCAGCAGUGGAGGUGUUUAUCAUUGUAGUGAGUCUACUGGUGGGUCUCCUGAUCCUGGCCCUGCUCAUCUUCGCCCUCUGGAAGGCUGGUUUCUUUAAAAGGCAGUUUAAGAAGGAGGAUGAGAUCAGGAGGGAUAGCUGGGACUAUGUACCAAAACAUUUGACUAAGACUGAGAGUAGAUCCUAAGAUUGAGAUCAAGACAGAGUGACUGUGUCCUAAUACAGAAUGGUUCUAUACUACAACAUGGACUAAGAGGCACAUUUUGACUGAGAUCAUCCCAACCGAAGGGAAAGAACUGCUGGACCAUUCAAAUUGUGAUGGCUCAGAAUGACAAGGAAAGAAAAAAUGUCAUUUCCCUAAAACAUGCAAGAGGAAAAGGCUGACGAAGUGUAAGUUUAAAAUGUGUUGUCAGCGGGACAACUAUAUUACACUUUACCUCUGGGUCUGGUGCAGUGAGACUAUAAAACAUUGGAGUGUUUACAUUGAAUGUAUGUUAGAACAUGUAAUGUACAUUAGAACAUGGACUAUGUACAUUAGAACAUGUCAUGUACAUUAGAACAUGGACUAUGUACAUUAGAACAUGUCAUGUACAUUAGAACAUGGACUAUGUACAUUAGAACAUGUCAUGUACAUUAGAACAUGGACUAGGUACAUUAGAACAUGUCAUGUACAUUAGAA